AUGAUCCUGGCGCGUCAGAUACCGCUGGAUCUGACCGCACUCGCUCUACGUCGCGUGUACAUACAGUCGAAAAACUUGGACCGGGAGGGUGCACCAUUGGAGCACGCGGCUAAAGUCAGACUCUGUAUCCAGGCUAAGCGAGAAGCCUUAGAGGAAUGGAGAAACAGGGUAAGGAACAAAUAUCGCACUUUUGGCCUGAGAACAACCCAGGCUAUCCUUCCUUGUUUCAAAGAAUGGUACGAGAGAGCUGAAGGAUAUAUCAAUUUUCCACAGCACACAAGUGAUCUCUGGACAUGGCUGUUUCCAGGAUUGCUUCGCAAGAGGAAAAGAGCCGCAUUCUCAAGCUGCGAAAACUGCGGAGGAGGACCGGACACAGCCCAGCACACCCUGGAGUCUUGCUCAGCCUGGGACGAGGAGAGGGCGAAACUGCGGGGUGUGCUGAAUAGAAGAACUGGUCUCGAUCUGCCAUCAAUUAUAGCAGCGAUCACUAGUGAUAAAGCAAAAUGGAGAGCCUUCAUUGCCUUCUGUGGAAGGGUAAUGAAGGCCAAGGAAGAGGGAGAAAGAGAGAAGGAAAGAAGAGGUCAAAAGAUGAACAUAGAUCUUCCCCUAAAAAAAAAGAAACCCACAGGGUACAUUAAACCCACCCACACGGGUACUUUCAUUCCCAUCUCUCCACAUUGA
This is a messenger RNA of Linepithema humile (Argentine ant), 681 nucleotides long. The record is from RefSeq and is a predicted model, not a curated record. Lineage: Eukaryota; Metazoa; Arthropoda; Insecta; Hymenoptera; Formicidae.